This is a messenger RNA of Penicillium canariense, 3009 nucleotides long. RefSeq names its product U4/U6-U5 snRNP complex subunit PRP6. Gene Ontology annotation, molecular function: protein binding. Gene Ontology annotation, biological process: mRNA splicing, via spliceosome; spliceosomal tri-snRNP complex assembly. NCBI's taxonomy places the organism in Eukaryota, Fungi, Ascomycota, Eurotiomycetes, Eurotiales, Aspergillaceae. Gene Ontology annotation, cellular component: U4/U6 x U5 tri-snRNP complex; catalytic step 2 spliceosome. Bases 1 to 3009 code for a protein of 1002 amino acids. The transcript has a single exon. The record is from RefSeq and is a predicted model, not a curated record.
AUGGCGUCCGGACGCAAGGAUUUUCUCAGCCAGCAGGCGCCGGAGAACUAUGUCGCCGGUCUGGGCCGUGGUGCGACGGGCUUCACCACGCGCUCUGACUUGGGACCCGCGCGCGAAGGUCCGACUCCCGAACAGAUCCAGGCCGCGCUGACGAAACGAGCGCAGCUCCUGGGAGCUGCCGCACCGACGGCCUACGGCAGCACUUCUCGCGAGAAGGGAGGUAAAGAAGAGAAGGAAGACGAGGAGGAUGAGCGCUUCCAGGAUCCCGACAACGAGGUCGGUCUGUUUGCCUACGGACAGUUCGACCAGGAAGACGAUGAGGCGGAUCGCAUUUACCAGGAGGUGGAUGAGAAGAUGGACAGGCGGCGAAAAGCUCGAAGGUUAGUCCUUUCCCCGGCCCUGUUGUCUCAUAAAACAACUUGUUCAUCGGGCCAGUCCCCGGUUGCUUGGAUAGAAUACCGACUUGGAACAUUUGCCACCUACAGGGAAGCUCGAGAGCAACAAGAACGCGAAGACUAUGAACGAAAAAACCCGAAGAUUCAGCAACAAUUUGCCGACCUCAAGCGAUCACUCGCGGCGGUCUCCGAGGAGGACUGGGCCAAUCUCCCUGAGGUUGGAGACCUGACAGGCAAGAACCGACGAGCGAAGCAGAACUUGCGCCAGCGAUUCUACGCAGUUCCUGAUAGCGUCAUUGCGGGUGCGAGAGAUUCGGCUCAAUUUGACACCACCAUCGCCGACGAUGGCGGCCCGUCCGGUGGAGGAGAGGGAGGUGAUAGCGGCGACGGGACGAUGACGAACUUCGCGGAUAUCGGUGCGGCUCGUGACAAGGUCCUGAAAGUCCGACUGGACCAAGCAGCGCUGGGGUCAUCUGCUGAAAACAACUCCUCGGGAAGUGCAACCAGUAUCGACCCCAAGGGAUAUCUCACCAGUUUGACUCAGUCGGAAAUGAAGGCUGGUGAGGUCGAGGUUGGUGAUAUCAAGCGAGUGCGGGUUCUCCUGGAGUCUGUCACGAAGACCAAUCCCAAACAUGCCCCUGGAUGGAUUGCACUUGCGCGGCUGGAGGAGCUUGCGGGCCGUAUUGUAGCGGCUCGAAACACCAUCGCCAAAGGGUGCGAGCUCUGCCCCAAGAGCGAGGACGCAUGGUUGGAAAAUAUUCGUAUGAACGAAGGCCAUAAUGCAAAGGUCAUCGCGGCGAACGCUAUCAAGAACAACGACCACUCGACCAGACUUUGGAUCGAGGCCAUGAAAUUGGAGACCGAUUCCCGGGCGAAGAAGAACGUCCUCAGACAGGCUAUCUUGCACAUUCCCCAAUCCGUGCAGAUCUGGAAAGAGGCUGUCAAUCUGGAAGAUGAUCCCGCGGAUGCGCGUCUUCUUUUGGCCAAGGCCGUUGAAAUGAUUCCCCUCUCCGUGGAGCUGUGGCUGGCCCUUGCGCGUCUGGAGACUCCAGAGAACGCUCAGAAGGUUCUGAAUGCAGCGCGCAAGGCUGUCCCCACCAGCCACGAGAUCUGGAUUGCUGCUGCUCGUCUUCAAGAACAGAUGGGAACCUUUGAACGGAUCAAUGUCAUGAAGCGUGCCAUUCAGUCCCUGGCUAAGGAGAACGCCAUGUUGAAGCGAGAGGAAUGGAUCUCCGAAGCAGAGCGCUGCGAGGAAGAAGGUGCCGUUCUCACCUGCGGUGCUAUCAUCCGCGAGACUCUCGGAUGGGGUUUGGACGAGGAUGAUGACCGCAAAGAUAUUUGGAUGGACGACGCCAAGUCCAGCAUUGCCCGUGGCAAGUACGAAACCGCGCGAGCUAUUUACGCGUAUGCCCUACGGGUAUUCGUCAACAGACGGUCCAUCUGGCUCGCAGCUGCAGACCUCGAGCGCAACCACGGCGACAAGGAAGCUCUGUGGCAGGUCCUGGAGAAAGCCGUCGAAGCAUGCCCUCAAAGCGAGGAACUCUGGCUGCAGCUUGCCAAGGAGAAAUGGCAGUCUGGUGAAAUCGACGACGCGCGACGAGUGCUCGGCCGUGCCUUCAACCAGAACCCUAACAACGAGGACAUCUGGCUUGCCGCCGUUAAGCUCGAGGCAGACGCGCAGCAAACAGACCAGGCACGCGAGCUCCUUGCCACGGCACGUCGAGAAGCUGGUACGGACCGUGUGUGGAUCAAGAGCGUUGCUUUUGAGCGGCAAUUAGGUAACACGGAUGAAGCGUUAGAUCUCGUCAACCAGGGUCUGCAGCAGUACCCCAAGGCCGACAAGCUCUGGAUGAUGAAGGGCCAAAUAUACGAGGCGCAGAAGAAGCUCCCGCAAGCGCGCGAGGCAUACGGCACAGGCACGCGUGCCUGCCCCAAGUCCGUACCGCUAUGGCUGCUAGCCGCGCGACUGGAAGUACAGGCCGGCGCCGUGGUCCGGGCCCGAUCCGUCCUCGACCGCGCCCGCCUUGCCCUGCCAAAGAGCCCCGAGCUCUGGACGGAAAGCGUGCGUGUCGAGCGGCGCGCGAAUAACCUCACCCAGGCCCAGAUGCUGAUGGCGCAGGCGCUGCAGGAGGUGCCGGCGUCGGGCUUGCUCUGGAGCGAGAGAAUCUGGAACCUGGAGCCGCGGGCGUCGCGCAAGGCGCGCAGUCUGAGCGCGAUCAAGAUGAUAGAAAACGACCCGAUCCUGUUCAUCACGGUGGCGCGGAUAUUCUGGGGCGAGCGGCGGUUGGAAAAGGCGAUGACGUGGUUCGAGAAGGCGAUUGUGUCGGACAACGACUACGGCGACGGGUGGGCAUGGUACUACAAGUUCCUGCUGCAGCACGGCACAGAGGUGAGCCCGGAUUUUUCGAGGCGCGAUGGCGCGCACUUCUUGAAUACGGAGGGGUGUGCUAACAUGUUCACGGGUCUACAGGACAAACGCUCUGAUGUGAUAUCCAAGUGUGUCUCGACAGAGCCGAAGCACGGCGAGGUGUGGCAGAGGAUCGCGAAGGACCCGCGCAACGCGCACAAGUCAACGGAGGAGAUAUUGAAGCUUGUUGCCGAGACGGUCAGUUAA